AUGUCCAACGAUCGAGACAGCAGCCCACCCUCCGGCCCUCGAGAGCGCCGAGGUUCCGUCACCUCUGCUGCAUUCUCCAGUCUUUUCCAGCGCAGCAACUCCAUCUCCACUGGCUCAAAUGGCAAUCAGAUGUCGUCAUCGGCUGCAGCUAGAGACCCGCGCCGACGCCUUUCUGUCACUACUCUAGGUCUAUCUGGCGGUGGCCCUGCCCCAGCCUCAGCCACUGGAGCAUUUGGAGGAAUCAGACGGGGCAGCAUCUCCACCAACAACUCCGACUCCAUCGAUGAGAACGCCAUCGAGGACGAUGAGAACUCGACUCGCACCGCUCCCACCACCCCUUUCGUCCGUCGUAUGAGCUUCGGCGCCAAUGCCAUGCGCUCUAUGCGAGCCCCCGGUGGCUCUCCCCCCGGUUCUACUGGUAGGCCUGACCCAGCCCGCCGUUCUUCGGGCGGCUCAUCCAAACCACCCAUUACAAGCACCGCUACUAUGGCCGCUGGCCGCAGAGUCAGCGCCGCUCAGGCAAGCACAGCACUACCUCAAAGAUCCCCUUCUGACAUUCUCUCCGCUACUCGUGCAGACCAAGGCUUCAAUUGGUCAGAGCAGCUUAGGUCCCGCGCCGAAAGCAGUGUCUCGGGUAUACGCCCAUCUUUCAGCAUGGCGUCUGGUGGUGGCUCCCCACCCCGACCUGGUAAUGGUUUCCACGAUCGCGCCAAAUCUGUCUCCGACAUGCCAGCUCCACCCCAGCAAGCUGCUGCUGUCAAGCCCAAACAACCAGAGCCACGCAAACCCGACGCUAUGCAAGAACGCAUUCUCAAGGGCGACUUUUACAUGGACUGA
Molecule: messenger RNA, 837 nt
Organism: Pestalotiopsis fici W106-1
Lineage: Eukaryota; Fungi; Ascomycota; Sordariomycetes; Amphisphaeriales; Sporocadaceae
Exons: 1
Coding region: 1-837 (278 amino acids)
Source: RefSeq, a predicted model, not a curated record